AUGGCAUCAUCUUCCAACCAUCCUUUCUCAUUUGAUGAUGAGUUUCAACAAGCAAUUGAUUAUGAGUUUGCAAGCUCUAUGAGAGAGUGUUUGGAUGAUAUAAAUGAAGUUCUUGAGCCAGAGAAGAGAAGGAAGAAACGAGCGGUCAUAGAUCGAAGACGUGAAGAAGGGAACAUCCGCUUGAUCAAUGAUUAUUUCAGUGAGAAUGCCUAUCUAUCCCGACCUAUUUUCCGACGUCGCUUUCGGAUGAACCGACCAUUGUUCAUGCGCAUAGUUAACAAGCUAUCCGACUUACCCUUCUUUCAGCACAUACCGGAUGGUACUGGAAAGCCCGGUUUGACCGGCUUACAAAAAUGCACUGCCGCCAUUCGUAUGCUCGCAUAUGGCAAUGCAGCUGAUGCAGUCGAUGAAUACCUCAGACUAGGAGCGAGCACUGCGCUGAAAUGCUUGCAUAAAUUUACCAACGCAAUCAUCGGUUUUUACGAGGAGGACUAUCUCAGAAGGCCUACACCAGCAGAUCUUAAACGAUUACUCAAGGCUGUCGCGUCGUAUGAUCUGUGGAUUUGGCACGCAUUUUUCGGACCUCCAGGUACUUUAAACGACAUUAAUGUUCUCCACCGCUCACCCGUGUUUGAUGAUAUAUUAGAAGGUCGAGCUCCUAAGGUGUCAUUCUCUGUUAAUGGACACCGAUACAAGAAGGCUUACUAUCUCACAGAUGGUAUAUAUCCGGAAUGGUCGACUUUUGUCAAACCAAUUCCUCAGCCAGGAGAACCGAAAGCAAAAUUAUUUUGUGCCCAUCAAUCGUUUGCCCGCAAAGAAGUUGAGCGCGCUUUUGGAGUCUUACAAGCUCGAUUUGCAAUUGUUAAAAACCCGUCUCUUACCAUGGAUAAGGAGAAGAUAGGGAAUAUAAUGAAGGCUUGUAUCAUAUUACACAAUAUGAUUGUGGAAGAUGAAAGAGACGCUGAAACUAUAGAUAACGUAACGGAAUUCCAACAAGGAGGAGCAGACGGGAGCGGGUCUUCACGAGUACGUCCCCCUGACCGCUUGCCGUCGAAUGUCCACAAUAUUAUGGCUAAUCGAGCUGAUAUUCGUGACCAACAAAAGCAUCACCAAUUGAAAGCUGAUUUGGUUGAGCAUAUUUGGAACAAAUUUGGUCAUUAA
This is a messenger RNA of Microthlaspi erraticum, 1161 nucleotides long. NCBI's taxonomy places the organism in Eukaryota, Viridiplantae, Streptophyta, Magnoliopsida, Brassicales, Brassicaceae. The record is from the annotation of a GenBank genome assembly.